AUGUCUCUGAGCAUGCUUUUGGCUUCUGCUGGUAUCUUUGUCUGUGAAGUCGCUAUUUCACAAGCAAUGCCAGAGGAAGAACAUCAAUCAGAAAGCACACCUCUUAUCCUUCACUCAUCUCAAAGUGGUAUUAUAGUUUCACCUGAUCCGAAUGCAUUGCCAGAUGACGAGACCGCCGGGGAUAUUUUACAAUACCGUGACCCAGAAAUGGAAUUAUUCAACUCAUGUCAAAAUUUGCUUCGUCCUGGAAUUGCUGAAGUCAUUUGUGAGCCAAUCCGGGCUGAGCGAUACCAGAUCACCCAACAUAUCGCUGACGUCCAAGAGUAUCAAUCAGUGCUUCUUAUCUCCUGGGACCGCUCAAAGCCGAGAUUAUGCACAAUCUCCAAGUAUCGGAGACAGUUUUUGCAGGGCCUUGCAAAAUCCGCAUUGCUAUGUACUUCGGUCAUUGCACUGGGCCAACUGAUUGUCUGUCUAUCGGCCCUUCAAGAAUUAUCCAGUGGGAUGCUUUUGGGAUACUUUGUCACUGGCCUUGGUAUCAGCCCUGUAGCUAUUGUUCAAGAAUCCAUUAUUCUUGCUCAUUUCGGCAAGGGUAUAAGGGGAAAAUCAAUGGGACUGAGUUUAUUACUUGGUAAAUUGGCUUCUUGGGUAGCUUCCAUCAUUGCAGUCCCAUUAUCUAGCUCUAAAUGGGGUCUGAGUUUACCUUUUGCCGUUUCAUUGGGACUUUGUCUGGGCUCGGUUCUAUCAGCCAUAACAUUUGCUCAGAUAUCGCAUGCCUCGCGGACCCGGGCACCUCUUCCUUCGCCCAGAUCAAUAGUAAGAUUGAAAGAAAUCAUAUCUUUCGGAGACCAGUUUUGGCUCUAUAUCUCACUCUGUGCGCUGUGUGGGGCACUAUGGUUCCCCUUCAUACAUUUGUCAACGCUACUUCCUGGACCACUAUCCUCGCUACACCUCACCGUCGGUCCUUCUGUGGCUGGGGUCUCUCUGCACGCUAGCGACACUUCUAAUUCUUGCUACCUCAAAGAUGAGGGAAACAUUUGGGCAGCUGUUCUACCGAAAAUCAUCAAGAAUGAACAUUUUAGUACAGCUUUGGGGAUCCAUAAGGCUAUUGAGAUGGCUGGCUCAACUGUAUCUCAAACUGUGCUGAGUCCUCAUCCUGCUACAUUUCUUGAAACAAGGCCAUCACGUGGAACGGUCUUACGCGGUCAUAUUGGUCUCACUUUGGCACUAAUGCUUAUUCUUGCUAGCUGGAUGAGCUUUUUAUGGGCUAUUGUACAUUGA
Molecule: messenger RNA, 1278 nt
Organism: Melampsora larici-populina 98AG31
Lineage: Eukaryota; Fungi; Basidiomycota; Pucciniomycetes; Pucciniales; Melampsoraceae
Exons: 9
Coding region: 1-1278 (425 amino acids)
Source: RefSeq, a predicted model, not a curated record